GGUUGCUUUCAUCUCGGACGUGUUUUCGUUUCCGUUGUUUGUGUUUUUUGGUUUGUUGGGCAUUCACUCAUGUUCAUCAAGCUAGCAUUGUAAAGAAAAUCAUGGACGAGAAUAGAGUAGAGAACCGUGUGCAUACUGGUAAAGAGGGUCAAAGUGUCGAGCGUGGUCGUGAGCCGCUUUCGGGUCGAGCACCUUUUUCUGUUGUUAAUGGCGAGGCCAAUAUAGCUGCAGGAGCCACGGAGUGCCCUCAAAAGAGUUCAAGUGCCUGUAGUCGGGCUAGCAGUCCCGCAAGAGCGGUCUCCCCACACCGCUCAAAACGCAAACUGGUCUUUAUUCAAGGCUACAACAAGCGAGUGGUCCGACGUCGCUUUCGGACCACAAAGGAGCAACUGUCCAUCCUCAAUGAAUUCUUUACCCACACCGAAAUACCCACUAGGGACGAGAAAAGGGCCUUGGCGGAACGAUUGGGCAUGGCGGAGCGGCAGGUUCAGGUUUGGUUCCAGAAUCGACGUGCGGCGAAAAAGACGAGUCCGAGGUCACUGGAGCGGAGCAUGUCACCUGCCACGAGUCCUUCCUUGAAACCCACCAGUAUGUCUGGUGUCUCUCCUAAAAUGCUUGUACUGGAUUCUCCACCGCGGAAACCUCCACGCGCUGUGAAGCCUGUCCCACCACCGGCACCGACCCAUCGCACAGCAUUGUCUCCCAUCAAUCUCGACAGUCCCCCACGACCCUCAGAUCCCAUCCUUGUCUCCAGCCCUACCCCCAAACCCUCGAAACCCUCCGCAGUAAUCUUGCUUGACAGCCCACCCCGACCGCCCACAUCCAUCGUCCUUGACACACCGACCAAACCCACCACAGUCUCCGAGCUCUUUUCCCCCUCCGAUCUAACCACCCCCGAUAUCAGCCAUGAACUCACAUCUGAUGCGACUUCCCGUGAAAGCGAUUGGACCUUUGUCGAUAACACACACAAGUCCCUUCGUCCACGAAAACGCAAGGCCACGACAGUCGAUCACACGCCACGUUCUAAACGCCGAAAAGACGACACCGUGAUUAGUUUGUUGAGUUCACCCCUUGCGAGUCCAAAGGAACCAACAUUUGAAUUGGACCAACAAGACUGGACAGCUAUUUUUGAUAGUUUUGUUCGUGCUGAACCUUCCACUGACCUCCCCACUGACCUCCCCACUGAAUCAUACACAUCACAUACGGAACCGCCUACGGAAUCAACGACAGAACUACCCACUGAAUCCAUAACGGAAUCAACUACAGAACUAUCUACGGAGCCACCUACGGAACCUCUUACGGAAGCACUAGACUGGUCCACCCUCCUCACAUCCCCCUUCCCAACCGACCCACCAACAGAUUUGGACCAACUCUUGACGGAAUUGGAUCAAACUCCCACGUCACCUACCUUGCUCCAACAAGCACUUGAAAUGGAGAUGGGAUCUUUUGUUGGUGGGUCUUUUGAUUUUUCGGAUAUUUUGGGUGAGUGUGAUGGGUUCGGUGGUGAACCGGGUGAAGGGGCGGGUGAUGGGGGGAAACGAGGUCUUGGUGCAAGUGGUGGGAUGGAGGAUUUGGAAGAUUCUUUGCAGGGGCUUUUUGCUUUUGAGACUUUUUGAAAUUUGUAUUUUGUGCGUUUGUGGAUUUGGGGGUUUUGUAAAAGCUUUCUUUUUUUUUUUUUUGUAAAGUGUAUGUAAUGUGCAGUUACUAUCAAGGGG
Messenger RNA from Spizellomyces punctatus DAOM BR117, 1715 nucleotides. RefSeq lists its product as uncharacterized. Lineage: Eukaryota; Fungi; Chytridiomycota; Chytridiomycetes; Spizellomycetales; Spizellomycetaceae. The record is from RefSeq and is a predicted model, not a curated record. Gene Ontology annotation, molecular function: DNA-binding transcription factor activity, RNA polymerase II-specific; RNA polymerase II cis-regulatory region sequence-specific DNA binding. The transcript is spliced from 6 exons. Bases 102 to 1616 code for a protein of 504 amino acids. Gene Ontology annotation, biological process: regulation of transcription by RNA polymerase II.